Messenger RNA from Cucurbita pepo subsp. pepo (vegetable marrow), 1625 nucleotides. The record is from RefSeq and is a predicted model, not a curated record. NCBI's taxonomy places the organism in Eukaryota, Viridiplantae, Streptophyta, Magnoliopsida, Cucurbitales, Cucurbitaceae.
AAAAUGUGUUCCAAUUUACGCCAAAACCAAUACGAUUGAUGUCAGCUUGAAAUCUUUUGUGAAGGGCCAUACUGAUCGUUGUCUUUUUGUUCGUGAACUUGUGGUUUCAGAUUAUAGCGGCCCACCUUCUUCAUCACCGGGCCUUUGGGCUUCUCAGCGGCGAGCGAAAGAGAGUGGAAGAAAACGAUGGCGGGCAUGGCCUUGCUCUCUUGGUCGCCUGUUUCUCUACUGUUUCCCAAACAGCGGAUCAUCACCCACAAAGCACCAGAUAAUUUGAAACUCCGCGCUCUGAUUUCAAGGGGUUUUGGCGGAGCCAUUGGUGGUGAAUGUAAAUCUUUGGAGAUAAAUCGUUUACUGUGUUCUUGCACUUCGUCGUCCUCUUCAAUGUCUCCGAUUGAGGCGUCGAAGGGGGUGUGGAUUUGGAGUGAGAAUCGGCAGGUUAUGACGGCGGCGGUUGAGAGGGGAUGGAGUACCUUCAUCUUCUCGCCUCAUAAUAAGGAGCUUGCUGAUGAAUGGUCCUCAAUUGCACUAAUACGCCCACUUUUUAUCAACGAGGACGGAGUUUUCGAUGCAGAGGGUAGACUAAUUGCCACAGUUAUCGAGGUUUCUAACCCGCAGCAGUUGGAGCAGCUUCAGCCAUCAAAUGCAUCAGUAGACAAUGUUAUUGUGGAUUUACAAGAUUGGCAGAUAAUACCUGCGGAGAAUAUCGUUGCAGCGUUUCAGGGGAGUCGAAAAACAGUAUUUGCAGUCUCGAAAACUCCUAUCGAAGCUCAAAUCUUCCUCGAGGCGCUUGAACACGGUCUGGGUGGAGUUAUUUUGAAAGUUGAAGAUCCUGAAGCUGUUUUUCAGCUAAAGGACUAUUUUGACAGAAGAAAUGAAGCUAGUAAUCUUCUGAGCUUGACUAAAGCUACUAUAACUCAUAUUCAUGUCGCUGGAAUGGGAGAUCGAGUUUGUGUCGAUCUCUGCAGUCUCAUGAGACCCGGUGAAGGACUUCUAGUCGGGUCCUACGCCAGAGGACUAUUUCUAGUUCACUCGGAAUGCUUAGAGUCGAAUUACAUUGCAAGCCGACCUUUUCGAGUCAAUGCUGGACCAGUCCAUGCCUAUGUAGCCGUCCCAGGAGGGAAAACGAGCUACCUAUCCGAGUUACGAGCAGGCAAAGAGGUAAUUGUAGUCGAUCAAGAAGGCAGGCAACGAACCACUAUUGUUGGGCGUGUAAAGAUAGAGACUAGGCAGCUGGUGCUCAUCCAGGCAAAGAGAGAUUCAGAUGAGCAAACACUGUACAGCAUCCUCCUGCAGAACGCAGAAACGGUUGCCUUAGUCUGCCCCGGUCGAGGAAAUGAGAAGAAAGCCAUCCCUGUUACCUCACUUAAAGUUGGCGAUGAAGUGUUCUUGAGACUGCAAGGAGAAGCAAGGCAUACAGGUAUUGAAAUCCAAGAGUUUAUUGUAGAGAAAUGAUUGUUAAGCUAUUUUGAGUGAAAUACUUGAAACCAAAUGGUAUAAUUUUUUUUUUUUUUUUUAAUGCUAAUCUCUAUAUGAAAAUGACUAAAAUAUCAUCGUACUGUCACCGUGACUCUCAUUGUUGUAAUCUUACCACUAACGAUCACACCAACGACUACUUUUGUGAG